AUGGCGAGAGACUCACUCCUCAGUGCCACGGACGACAUGACCGGCACUACUACCAGCCGCGUGCCCGAAUGUGCCAUGUGCACUGAGCCAGGCCUCCUCCAUUGCGGUGGUUGCAAGGCCAUCAACUACUGCUCCGUCGAAUGCCGUGAUGCCAGCUGGAGAUUUCACAAGAGUCUCUGCAAGACGUUCAAGGACUUCCAGUCCCCACCGAACGAGAACAUGUACCGUGCACUCUACUUCCCGCCUUCCGGACGAAAGCCAAUCUUUCGCUGGCUUUCGAAGCUCAAGAUGCCCGACAUGAAGACGGCCAAGGACAAUGACAUCGGACCUAUCAUCGACGCUUCGAGCCAUAUCAGCGCCUGUCGGAUUUUCGUCAGCAGUCUGACGGGGAAAGAAUUGAAGUGGCCGAUGACGAUGUUCUGCGACAAUGACUGGGAGGCCCGCUACCCUCUGCCCAACAAAGCCCUCCUGGAGUCCACCCAGAACCUUGUCGGUCAACGAUGGGGUGGGCCACUCGUCGUGACUGCUGGGGAGCCUGGCGGUCAGGACUUCAACAUGGUCGACUUUCAACGAUUCAUCGCCUUCGCUAUCCUCUUUGACGCCCCCAUGGGUAGCUGCACGAUGGAUUAUGUGCUCGGACCGAAGAUUCAGGCCGUCCUGAUGCCCUGUGCCGGUGAGAGACGACUGAGUGGCAUCACGUCCACCCGAUCCGCCAUGGUCCCGAGGUUGCACCUGAUGGGCAGGACGCAGGAAUACAUGUCAGCGGUCUCUGAGCACAUUGGCCUGCCACUCAUGGUUCUGGAAUACGCCACUAAGUCCAAAGCGUGGACCGAGCCUAAAGAUCUCACUAGCGACGCAAUGUACAUGCAUGUGGGCUCAGCCAAAAACUCCAGGCUGGCAUUCACCAGCAAUAACGGGGCAAUCGGAGUCUGCAACGUGCCGAAUGAUGGCAUGGGAAACAUGCUGGUUGUCCGCGCCGACGGAAAACCUCUCGAUCCGGAGACGGUGGACAUCUUCGUGGAUUUCUGCCGAACCUACCCAAUGGUCACGAUCAUGCGCGCUAAGGGCGGGAAACCAUUGGGGAGACAUACGAGGGCAAGAAGAGAGUGGAAGGCCUUGAAGGCGGAGACCGAGGCCAGCGAGGCGAUCUCCAACGGCGGUGAAGGUCAAGUGGUGGCUGAUGGCAGCGAAGUCACGCGGGCGGGCCUGACUGAUCGGGUUCUGGGUGAUCUGGCGGUCAACAUCUUCACAUGGUCAGUCUCCCUUCAAGUCUCGAACAAAGCAGUCCGAACGGCGUGUUUCCAUUGCGGCAGCGAAGCAAACACUACGUCCAAACCAACACUCGACCUUUGCCCGCAGCGGCCCAACCACAGCACGUCCACCUCGGCAUACAACCGAAUCAUGGCUUCCAACAAUACCGCAUCGAAGUGUCUCAUGUGCACUCGGCCAAGCACUUUGCGCUGCGCAGACUGCAAGGCUGUCAGCUACUGCUCGUACGAGUGCAGUGACGCCAGCUGGAGAUUCCACAAGGCGCUUUGCUCGAGCUUCAAGGAUUUUCAGACACCUCCGGCCAAGAACAUGUUUCGCGUGGUCUACCUCAUGCCCGAUGAGUCCAGCCCCAAGUUCUGCUGGCUCGACAAGGCGGACUUCCUCGAUAAACUGCGCGGAGGAGAAGGCAACAUGUACGAUCUCAUCCCCGGCGCAGAGCUCGUCCAGGAAUCGAGGGUCGAAGUCAACCAGAUCAGCGGCCAGCGUCAGGAGCGGAAGUUGACCAUGUACUACGACGAGAACUUCCUGCGCUACGCUGAGCUCAACAAGGCCGUCGUCUCCUCCACGCAAGGUCUGCUUGCUUAUGAUUGGAGAGGUCCAAUAUUCGCAUGCGCUGGCAAGCCCGGCUCAAGUGACUUCAACAUGGUCGACUUCCACCAUCUCGUCGCUUUCUUCAUCACCUUCCGCGGCAAGUUCGAGAUCAACGAAUGGCUCUCCGGUCCGAAGCUCCAGGCUGUUCUGAUGCCCUGUGAUGGUGAGACCCGUCUGGAUGCCACAGCCUCGCCUCGGUCGGUGAUGGUUCCUCGUCUCCACUACAUUUGGGAUGAGAAGCACGACAUCUCUGCCGUGUCGCAGCGCAUCGGCAUGCCUCUCUUUGCCGUCCACUGCCUCACGAAGUCCCCCAAGUGGACCGAGUCUCGCGAUCUGAUCAACUAUGCGACUUUCAUGCACACAAACGGUAUUGCAAAUCCCAAGUUCGACUGCAAGAAGGUGGACUUUUGGGCAAUUUCCAAAGUGGGAAACAUGCUCAUCGCUCGCGUCGAUCAGCAACCCCUUGAGCCGGAUGUUGCGCAGGCCUUUGCCGACUAUUGCAAGUAUCAUGUCUGCACGUCGGUGAACGCCGCAAUCAUGCAGGAUCCGACCGCUGUGGAGGAACUGGGCAGACCAAUGAAGAAUCCGCCGGAGUUUGUGAUGGCCGAGAUCACGCCAGAGAAGUGGGCCGUCUAUCUCUCGCAGUGGAAAGCACUGAAGGCACACGACCAAGCUGUGGCGGCCAACGCGAAGACCGGAAACGCAUCGGCAGUGCUGGCGGAUGGCGUGACAGCGGACACCAUCGACGGCGUCGCUCGGAUGGGUCUGACCAAGCAGGACGGUUCAAGUUGA
Messenger RNA from Zymoseptoria tritici IPO323, 2652 nucleotides. RefSeq lists its product as uncharacterized. Lineage: Eukaryota; Fungi; Ascomycota; Dothideomycetes; Mycosphaerellales; Mycosphaerellaceae. The transcript is spliced from 9 exons. The record is from RefSeq and is a predicted model, not a curated record. Bases 1 to 2652 code for a protein of 883 amino acids.